AUGACUAUUGGAUGGAUUCUUAUUCUGCCGCUAGUGGUUGGCACAACACGCUGUCACCUGGGCUUGAAUGGACAGGCUGAGGAUGUGGCAUUGCUAUGUGGGUCUGCGGGAGAAUGCCUAGCCUUGGCAGCUCAAGAAGCGCGAAAGGGUCUCCGAUGCAAAGAAGUUCUCAUCAAGGAUGUGCGCCAUCUAGUUGCUGCAGCAUACAUCUCUACGCCGUCGACGCUAGUUUCUGGCAUCGAAGAGGAGCCAUUGUUGCCCCUCCGGAACAAGCGCUUCCUGCCAAGCUUUCUGGCAACUUUACCAGCUGCUGCCACAGCUUCUUUGUUGCAAGAAACGCCCCUGGUGGCUCCAGCGACCCGAGCAGCCGGAUCCGAAGAUGAGGAGGGCCCAGAGCCCAUCUUCCUCACCUACGGUUGUGAGCUGUGUGAGAUCAUGGCCGACGAUGCCGAGAUGUGGCUUCGACAACUGAACCAGACCUAUAGCCAGCCAGGGCCAGCAAGUGGAGAUCCCUUCCUGAAAGAGUUGCGCCUUCCAGGAAAGCAGCAGACCACUUCAGCGAUGCGAAUUUUUCCUCCUUUGCUUUACAAGCUGGAAUUUCUGCAAGGCAAGUUCGGAGUCUUAGUUGCAGAUCUCGAAGCGUGGUACCUUUCGAUGCUUCUUUCUUUAGGUGUGAAGGACAAAACCCACACGGUUCACAUGCGAAACCGCUGGUUGGGCAUCAACCGAAACUCCCAGAUGGAAGUGCAUUUGGCGACAGUUCGGUCAGCUAUACCACACCGAGCGGAUUGGAUUUUCAUUCCACCGACGGUGCUGGACGGUGUUGGUCUUGAUGCGUCGACAGGUCAAUGGGACUUGCAUGCAGACUUGCAGUUGAUGGACACCAUAAGUGGGGCGCUUGCAACUGGCGGCCAUAUUAUUUUGAGCAUCAUGGUUGGGGAGGACUGUUUCAUCAUGCGAGACGACAAAGCCUUCAGAGUCUACGGACCCAACUUGCUGCAGCAACUCUUGGAGAAGUGGGAGACAAAGGUGCGAAUGGAACACCCUGCAAACUUGAGAGUGUCCUAUGGACCUUGUCGAUCUCGUCCAGCUGUACUCGUGCUGCGGAGCAAAUGGGACAGACACCCAGCAUCCCUCCUGACAGUGAGACGUAUUGAUAUCAUGCCCAAGCUGAUCUAUGCUGUCCACCGUCGUCAGAUUGGGCUGAAACGUGAGCGUUCCUUGACACUUGAGAAGGAAUGCAUGACAUCAUGCUUAGCUUGA
Durusdinium trenchii is the source of this 1263-nucleotide messenger RNA. The record is from the annotation of a GenBank genome assembly. NCBI's taxonomy places the organism in Eukaryota, Dinophyceae, Suessiales, Symbiodiniaceae.